Stereum hirsutum FP-91666 SS1 is the source of this 795-nucleotide messenger RNA. RefSeq lists its product as uncharacterized. The transcript has 5 exons. Bases 1 to 795 code for a protein of 264 amino acids. The record is from RefSeq and is a predicted model, not a curated record. Lineage: Eukaryota; Fungi; Basidiomycota; Agaricomycetes; Russulales; Stereaceae.
AUGGGAUGGGAGCACCAUCCAGAACGGUCGGUGAUCGACGAAGAAGAUGUUGCCCAGCUCUUGGAUGACACCAAUCUUGGGCCAUCACCAAUGCGGGCCGUUCCACCCUCGCCACUAAUCAUGUUUUCUAUCCCACUCAUCAAUGUGGCCAUCAAAAAAUUCUCCACGCUCACAUCCUCUGUAUCUGGCACUACCCACGUCCGAGGAGACAUGUUCCCACCAUUCACCAUCAAAUACAUACGCUUGAGCUCUGGCACCAUCUUUUGUUGUUCAAGUCUCCAAAGUAAAGGAGCCAUGGAAACCAUUCGAUCCCUGCUCGACAUUUGCUUGAAAGGUAUCCUGCCAAUCGGUAUAGUUGUUACGGAAGACGAUGACAAUGUCAGCGAGUGUCGGAUGGGGCAGGAAGCGGGAAAACUUGGAGCAACUGUAAGAGGUGCCGGCAUGGAGGCCUGGGAGAAUAGUGUAUGGGAUACGGCGCAAGAGUUGGAAGGGAGGGGAGAGAUGACAAUAGAUGAUGAGGUGUCUGCGAUGAAGCUGGAGCGGGAAGCACAGGAAAGGCCCCAGAAGAGUAGUGUCUGCGUAAGGCUUGGAGGAGGUUGUACCGACAGAUGUCCAAAACCAUAUGGUGAAACCGUGCAUGCUGUUGGGCUGGGCUGCAUAGAAGGUGGCGGCGGCAUCAGAUAUCCAAGACCAAUAUUGUAUGGAGGGACUGUGUUUGCUACUGGGCCAGGCUAUGGAUUAGACGGCUGCGGUGGAAGUUGGGAUAUGCUGGGUGUCAACAUUGGCGGUAAUUGA